Messenger RNA from Pyricularia pennisetigena, 1659 nucleotides. RefSeq lists its product as uncharacterized. The coding region runs from base 1 to 1659 and encodes 552 amino acids. The record is from RefSeq and is a predicted model, not a curated record. The transcript has a single exon. Lineage: Eukaryota; Fungi; Ascomycota; Sordariomycetes; Magnaporthales; Pyriculariaceae.
AUGGAUGCUGUAAAUGCACAGCAACAUGCCAUCCAUCCAAAGAGCCUCCAAACUUCAGGCUUGAAUCAGCAGAGAGAAGGCUUCAUACCCAAGCUCAUUGCAGCUCACGAUACCGUCAUUUCCCAGUCCAAAAUCGAUGCUGGCUUCUCUAACCGUGAACUUGUGACUAUCCACAAGCUCUACCAGAUCCAGCUCUACAUCAACUGGCAGAUCACACAGCUUGGCCCCCGGUGCCUCCGUCCGGAUGAGUGGCUCACUUAUGCUUGUGACUUCUUCCAGCCAGUCUUUGCUCUCAUACAUAUGCCAUCAAGCCAUUUCAAUGCUCAGCUCGGCAAGAUAAGCCUGGAAAUAGCGCGAUCUCAAUGCUUUCCAAACGUCUGGACCAAAAUUAUUGGACAGGAUUUCACCAUUGACAAGCAAGCGGCCUACCAUCUGUCAGAGACCGUUUCUGCGGUGAUUUCCGAGGUGGCUAUCCUAUUUCCUAACAUGAAAGUCUAUCAACGAUCACACUUGCUAGAUCCUGUACCUGGCGGGCGCGAACGUGUUGCAGGAUACCUGUCUCGAAACACCAACACUCAGAACCUCAGCGGUGAGUCCGAUGCCGCCGCCAUCAACCGCCUGGACAAGCCAGCAAAUAUCGAGAACUGGCUCAGCAAUGUUUUCGAGUUCCACGAGCACAACUUAGCUGAGAAGCUGGAUUGGUACGGCGGCAGCAGCAUGGCCAGUCACGACUCCACGGUUGCCGACCCGGAAGACGACUGGGCCAAUACCGGCCUCGGCGAAGACAGCAUCAACCCGCUCGCCAUCGCGUUCGACCCCGAGCACAAAAACACCACGAUUCGAGACUCGGUCCUGGAACAAGACGGCCUCGAGUACUUCACGAGCGCCAGCGCCUUCUGCGCCCGCCUCUGCCUGCUCGAAUGCUCCGAGGUUCUCAGUAUGGGUGACCCGGACUUUGCCGACGCGUUCCAGGGUAUGCUUCGCGGCUCCGCGCUGUGGUGGUUCAUCAACGAGCUGGCGGACGAGGAGCGCGAUGCCCUGCGGACGACGUCCAUCGAGGCGCUGGGCAGGGCUAUGAUGUGGCGGUUUCCGACGCUGAGCGAGAGGCAGGCGAGGUGGUGUCUCGAGGACCGGGACGGAUAUCUUGCCGCUCUGACCAUCGAGGGCUGUUCCAACUGCGUGGACCUACUGCGGAUCCAAAUCAUGCAGCUAUGUAGAUACGCGCAGAUCGCCGAGGUUGCCGACCGGCCCGAGACUUACGUCGAUAUCUGGGAAAGGCUCGAGCCCCGGUUGCAGCAGUUCUUCGAUAGGCCGGACCCAAGCACCGGGGACCAUGACAGCUUCAUGGCUUUGGUCGACAAAGGACUCGUAAAGGCGCUAAAGGGGGAGAGAUAUCUCCUGGACGAGGACAACCAGGUGGGUAAGAUUGGCAAGCCGGGCCGGAUGAGCCAGAAGGGCUCGGCUCUCGGGCAAGAGGAGCCAGCAGGCGCAGAGGCAAAGAAAGAUGAGGUGGGGAGCAAUCAAUCUUACUGCAUGUGCACAUCAUGCUGUGAAAAGCUGGCCCGACAGGGUUUCAAUGAUAUUGGUGCCUCGGUAGAACAGGAUGUCGGGUUUCGGAUGCGCACAUGGACGUUUCUGGGGCGUCCCCUCGUGGGCUGA